AUGUCACAAAAUUACACAGCACGCUCCCAGAUUAUCGAUUCUUCUAUUCAGCCUGUUGACACGUCGGUCGAUGUUUCCAUUUACAGCCUCAAGGCGGAAACCGAGGUCGUUGCAACGUUGCUCAAGAAUGUUGAAACGGAGACCGAGACCGUCAGGAUUCCUGUCAAUGGCGUCAAUUCGCGGCCGGAUACUGCCAAAAUCAUCUCUGAGCCGCCUAAAACCUUGUUCGAGAGCAUUGAGUCGCUGUUCAGUAACGAUCGGAUCAAGGGUGUUGAGUCGCUGGCCGAGAUUGUUAAGAUCUCGGUCAAUUGCGUCGAGACGGCGUUGGAAGCUGUCAGACCCGUCUCUGAGCCCGCUGAGAUUCUGCUCGAGGGUAUGAAAUUGUUGACUGAGAUUGUUAGGAUUUCGAUCAAUGAUAUCAAGGCGGUGGCUGAGAUUAUUGAUAUUUUGGCUAAGGCUAUUGGGAUUUCGAUCAACCGCAUCAAGGCGUUGGCUAAGCUCAUCGAGACUUUCCCGAAAACCCUCAAGACGGCGGUUUAG
Messenger RNA from Rhinocladiella mackenziei CBS 650.93, 540 nucleotides. RefSeq lists its product as uncharacterized. The coding region runs from base 1 to 540 and encodes 179 amino acids. NCBI's taxonomy places the organism in Eukaryota, Fungi, Ascomycota, Eurotiomycetes, Chaetothyriales, Herpotrichiellaceae. The record is from RefSeq and is a predicted model, not a curated record. The transcript is spliced from 2 exons.